Molecule: messenger RNA, 1140 nt
Organism: Penicillium cataractarum
Lineage: Eukaryota; Fungi; Ascomycota; Eurotiomycetes; Eurotiales; Aspergillaceae
Product: F-box protein
Exons: 2
Coding region: 1-1140 (379 amino acids)
Molecular function (GO): protein binding
Source: RefSeq, a predicted model, not a curated record
AUGUCUCAGCAUUGGCAAGUCAUUGCGCCCGCGCGCAAAGAAACCACUGGCAUCUUGGGCGACUUGAUCGACGCUCUACUUACGGGCAGCGCGGCUGGUCUCGUUCCACUUUUAGCAGUCCCACUUAAUGCCCACCGUGAACACAUCGAUGGACUUCUCCCGGGCGAAAAUGCCGAAGAUAACCAGGAUGACGAUUUCGAGUGCACGACGCGUACUCGAUGCAACGGUCUCUCCCAGAACCACUCUAGCAAAGCCGCGAGAAUUGAGCAUCACAAUGCAACCGAAGUCAGUCUGACGAGUCCGAAAUCCCUUUUCAAUUUCCCCUCGGAGAUUCAUCACCGCAUUUUCUCGUUGCUCGAUGUCGUGGAAGACGUACUGCGGUUUAGUCUGACAAAUCGAUACUUUUGGGCGGUCGGACUUGCCCAUAUUGAGGAGCAUAUCAUCGCUUCUCUCGCGCCGUGGGCCGGCGAGAAGAUCAUUUGUGUUAGCGAUAAAAGUGAUCCUCAUGAUUUCCCGCCAAACCUACUCACUCCGACCGAAGCCGAGGAAGUCAAAGAGCUGAACAAGCUGUACGAUUUCAACUCAUUCUCCAUUCGGAACACCUACAAAAAGAUCGGUGGACCUCCCCUUUCGCAGAAACUGCAAAUAUGGUUCCUCGAUUACGAAGCGGGUCACUACAUGGGCACCGCCAACAGAGCAGAGAUCAUGAUGGGUCUCAAGCCUGAGAUUCUGGAGUUUUAUCCGCGCGACCAGCGGUGGAUCCUGCGGAAUCUGACUACUCGGGAAUACGUGCGAGGAGAAGUAAUUGCACUGAAAGAAGAGUUCAUCCACGGUCCACAGAUUGAAGUCUUUGGCUUCGCUGAAGUGUUGAUAUCCCGGAUCUCUUGGUCGACGCAGCCUGAAAAGAUUGGUGGGGGGAAUAAUAUUACUCGUGGGAAAUGGGCGGGUCAUCGAUUCGAUAUUACUCCUCUCGCUUGGCUUCAGGAGAAACAUGGGAAGGAACCUUGGAGGGAUGUGAGUAACGAGAUACUGCGAGAGAUUGAUUUGAUUCUUGGAGGUCGAAUGGGUGAUGACUGGCGCGACCAGAUGGCACGGAACUAUCGGAAGCAUGCGAAGCAGGCUCUUGUUGAGUAUUCUUGA